This is a messenger RNA of Pipra filicauda (Wire-tailed manakin), 1374 nucleotides long. It is a transcript of the gene NOP53, whose product is annotated as NOP53 ribosome biogenesis factor. The transcript is spliced from 14 exons. The annotation marks the transcript as partial. The record is from RefSeq and is a predicted model, not a curated record. Gene Ontology annotation, molecular function: 5S rRNA binding; protein binding. Gene Ontology annotation, biological process: ribosomal large subunit assembly; rRNA processing. Gene Ontology annotation, cellular component: nucleolus. NCBI's taxonomy places the organism in Eukaryota, Metazoa, Chordata, Aves, Passeriformes, Pipridae.
AGGGGCCUGAUCUCGGAGCAGCCCAACGAGGGGCUUUUCUUUCUGGACACAGGAAAUGCCCCCAAAGGCCGACGCCUCAGGAGGACCCCAGAGAAGCCCCUUCACGUGGACCUCGUUCUGCAGCCCCUCUCCAAGGUGCCCCCUCCCAAAAACAUCUCCGCCCACCAGACCCCGAACGGGCGGAAGGAGAAGAAACGUCGGGAAUUUUGGGAGAAAAAGGCAGAAAAAGGGAUUUUCCCGCGGGGGGAGCGACGGCUCCGGCGCCGCCUGAGCCGGGGGGGGGCCCCCAAACCCCAAAAACCCCCCGAAUUGGGGCGCUCCGACCCCCAGAGGGGCUUCUACGACAUCUGGGGGGAGCACAACCCCCUGGAGGAGCCCCUGGCAGGGCAGGACCUCUGGUACCUCCAGCAGACCAAGAAGCUGCCGGUGCAGGUGAGAUUUGGGGGGCACCACCCGGAUCCGGACGAAGCCGUCGCCCAUUCCACCCGUAGUGAGGUCAUCGGGGCGGGGGGGGCCUACAACCCCCCCUUCCAGGCCCACCAGGAUUUGCUGCUGCGGGCGCUGGAGGUGGAGACGAGGAGGAAGAGGGAGGAGGAGAAGGUGGAGAGGAGGCUGAAGGUCCACGAGGAGCCGCCCACCGAGGAGUCGAAGCUGCGGGAGCAGCUGGAGGGGCUCCUGGAGGAGGAGGAGGAGGAGGAGCAGGAGCAGGAAGGGGAAGGGAAGGAGGAGCCCCCGAAAAAACGGGAACAGCCGGGAAAGAAAACGGAGAAACAGCGACGGAAGGAGAAGGAGGAGAAGGAAAAGAGGCAGCUCCGGGUGGGCUCCCGCGCGGCCGCCCUGCGGCUCCAGGGGCUGUUCCGGCUGCGGAGGCAGCUCCGUUUGGGCUCCCGCGUGGCCGCCCUGCGGCUCCAGGGGCUGUUCCGGCUGCGGAGGCAGCUCCGGGUGGGCUCCCGCUUGGCCGCCCUGCGGCUCCAGGGGCUGUUCCGGCUGCGGAGGCAGCUCCGUUUGGGCUCCCGCUUGGCCGCCCUGCGGCUCCAGGGGCUGUUCCGGCUGCGGAGCCUCCGCAGGGCCCUGAGGGAGCGGCAGGAGCGGGAACGGGAGCGGAGACGGCUCCGGGAGCUCACCCGCAGCAGGAAGGAGCGGGAACCGCGCAGGCUCGGCAGGAAAAGGUACGAGGACGCCGGGCCCGAGGUGCAGCUGAGCGAGGAGAUCCCCGAGAACCUGCGGAGCCUCCGGCCUGAGGGGCACCUGCUCCGGGAUCGCUUCAAGAGCCUCCAGAGGAGGAACCUCAUCGAGCCCCGGGAAAGGGCCAAAUUCAAGAGGAGGUACCGGGUGAAGUACGUGGAGAAAAGGGCCUUCCGGGCAGUCACGUGA